GCAUAUGAUACAUUUUCGCGCCGAGACAUGGAGGGCGUCCAAGUUCUUGUCGUGACACGUGUAAAUUAUGUACAAAGAUACUGUGAAGUAGUUGGUUUCCUUUCCUCGCACGUUCACUGUUCCGUAACUGCCGUUCAUCUCACUUGCAACGUUCCGAACUCAGGGAAUUGGGAAAUUUGAGGUGAAGAUGAUGGCGUUCUCUUCUUCGUUAUCACCUCCUCAAUCCUUUUCUCUCUUCUCAAAACCCUCUAGUGGCGGAAGACAUCAGGCUCGAACCUUCUCUGUUAGCUCUCGCUGUAGAGCUUCUGCUGAAAUUCCCGAUUUUCUGUCGGCAGAUUGGCUUGAGUCUCGCCAGAAAAGACCAUUUGGCCCGAGACUAAGUUUUAGUGCAGAAGAAGCAGUUCAGCACCAGCUUGAUGCUUUGAAAUACAAUGACCAGCCCCGCCAAGAUUAUGGGGUGGAAGUCAUGUACCGGUUCGCUGGUUUUGAUCCUUUCGAGAGGUCCACAUAUUUUGGGCCCUUCUUUGAUUUGGGGCAGUUUGAACGGUUCAGACGAAUCUUCCACCAUUCGACCUACCGAGUUUUGCUGGGUCAUAAGGAGAGGAGGAUCUUGAGCAGUUUGUGGGUGAAAGAGAACCGGUUCAAGCAGCGGGUUUGGAUUCGAGGUGCCCGCCCAGAGGAAGAAGAGAUAUUCCAAUUUACAAUGUUUCAGAGGGUAGGUGGUUCAUGGGAUGGUUAUUGGUUGACAGAGAGUCUGCUUCACGACGGAGAUGGUUUUGCUGGAGGUGUAGCUUAUUGAUGUGUCAAUCCAUAUUCAAUAGACUACAUGUAAUUUACGAAUGAAGAAUUAAAUCAUCUUUUUUUUUUUUCUUUGGAAAGGGGAGGAAGGAGUUUGUAUUAAUGUGGAAUUGAUUAAAUUAUGGCCACAGGGUUGUAGCAGUAAAAGAAAAUAAUGGAGUUGUGGCCUUUUCUCAACCUUCACAAUAUGUACAUAUAAUGAGGUUGAUGAAGUUUUGUAAAUCUGUAGUUUGUGUAUUAAUUAAUGUUAGUUGGAUCAACAGAAAUGCUUUGUGGUA
Messenger RNA from Macadamia integrifolia, 1076 nucleotides. RefSeq lists its product as uncharacterized. The coding region runs from base 188 to 799 and encodes 203 amino acids. The record is from RefSeq and is a predicted model, not a curated record. Lineage: Eukaryota; Viridiplantae; Streptophyta; Magnoliopsida; Proteales; Proteaceae. The transcript is spliced from 7 exons.